AUGAUGGAGAGUUCUCUACCUCAACAUGUUGCCGUUGACCAACCUAAACUACAUGUUUUGCUAAGCGACCAGUCUUCAGAGGACAGUAACAGUGCCGAAAAGGCAAAUAAUGGCACACAAACGAAAUUUUUCCGACUCCGGAAAAGCAAAGAACUCAUACCGAGUUUAAUGUUCCGGAGGUGUUUAGGCAAAGGCAUAAAACAAAUCCUGCCAUCGGAACUGCCAGGGAAAAGAAAAGUAAAGUUAAUGAACUGGAAAAAGUUUCACAAACUCAACGUUAUAUAUUCGUUUAUGGAUGAGCUAGAAAGGGAUUUUCCAGCAAUAUGUACAGUUACAAGCAUUGGCAAGUCGGUAGAAGGAAGGGAUAUUAAGAUGUUGAAGAUAUCAAACAGCAAGGCCAGCAACCCUGCAGUCUGGCUAGAUGCAGCAAUACACUCGAGGGAAUGGAUAAGCACAGCCGUUGUCACUUACCUCGCCGAUUUCAUCGUCAGAAACUUCCAGAAACUCUCCGAGUCCAUUACUGAUAAUGAUUGGUUCAUAGUCCCUGUAUUGAAUCCCGAUGGUUACGUGUACACGCAUACAAGAGAUCGCAUGUGGAGAAAGAACCGAGCGAAACACGACGGCGAGCGUGUCGGUGUUGAUCUCAACAGGAAUUUUAGUUAUCGUUGGGGAAACAAUGUCAAUGAAGGGUCAUCAGAUUUGCCCAAUCAUGUGUUUUACCGAGGACCUGUCCCCUUUUCAGAACCAGAAAGUUGUGCAGUCAGGGAUACAAUAUUAAGCUCCCAGACGCCUUUUAAAGUCUACCUCUCCUUCCAUAGCUACUAUGAGCUGAUCAUAUUUCCCUGGGGCUACAAAGCGGAGCCCUGUCCGGAUUAUCUGCAGCUACUGGAAGGUGGCACGGUCAUGUCAAGGGCAAUAUAUAACAACAGCGGAAUGAUUUACAAAGUUGGAUGUACAAAAGACCUCACGUACUACGCGUGUGGAACCAGUACUGACUGGAGCUAUGGUAUUGCAAAAAUCCCAUAUUCGUAUAUGAUAGAAUUGCGCAGCAAGAAGCACAGAUUCAAGUUACCAAAAGACCAAAUUUUAGAGACUUGCGUAGAAAUCUGGCAUGCAGUGAAAAGUCUGAUGGAGUUUAUCGAUCAGCCAUAGAGUAAAUUAUCAAGAUAGUAUUAACAGAGUUAUUGAAGAUGGACCGAAGUUUUUAUAUAACGUGACUAGUGAACGCAAUGAAGUUUGAGUCACUUUAUUUAUAAAGCAGA
Messenger RNA from Pararge aegeria (speckled wood butterfly), 1262 nucleotides. RefSeq names its product carboxypeptidase B-like. The transcript is spliced from 8 exons. Gene Ontology annotation, molecular function: zinc ion binding; metallocarboxypeptidase activity. The coding region runs from base 1 to 1152 and encodes 383 amino acids. The record is from RefSeq and is a predicted model, not a curated record. NCBI's taxonomy places the organism in Eukaryota, Metazoa, Arthropoda, Insecta, Lepidoptera, Nymphalidae. Gene Ontology annotation, biological process: proteolysis.